CUCGAUUUCGUUCUCGUUUGUGGCGUUUGCUGGUCGAAAAGUAACAGUAGAUCCGUUUGGCGAUUCGCAUAAAAAAACCAACAACAACAAUUAACGAAAAAUACCAUUUUAAAACAAAUAACCUACUGGAAAUUAAAUGUUUUUUUCGCGAAAUGCGUUGACUCGGACUUUAAAUGUUUACACAUACUUACAUAAAUGUAACUAUAUACAUACAUAUGUACAUAUGUAUGAAUAAUGCAAGCAAUCGAGGCCAGUGAAAAUAAAUUUGUCUCCAGUUUGUAAAAACAUAUCCGCGAGGCAGGUGCCAGCUUUUUGGCGAAAAACUCAUACUCGUAUAUGUUUACAAAAAAAAUUCGAAAUACAGAUUAACGCAUGUUGUUGUCGUUCUUGUGAAAAUUUACUGAGCUCCUUUUGAGUGCACAGACAAUUAAAAUGGAAGUGUAAAUAACAUUAGUUAAAUGAAAAAGCAAAAGUGUCGUUAAAGUAGACAUGGAAUUGACAGUAUAUCGGCGCAUGCAAUCUUGAUUAUCAACUACUCUACGUUGCCGAAGCGUUUAUCACGACAGCCAAUUAAUCGCAUUUACAUCCCGCUCAAUUACGUCACAUAUUCGCACAUUUUACUGUACACAUGCGUGGUAUGUAUAUGAAUGCAUGGAAGUGAAGGGUAGAGUGAAAUGCCAAGCGGAAAUCGAAAGCGGCCGGAUACGCUGGAAUUAGAGGCGCUUGGUGUGCGCCAAACGGAGUCUUCCGACAAUGAGGAUUGCAGUGUCACAGCCCAUGUUCUACCAAGAGCACACCACCAGAAUUACCAACUGCAAUCAGAACAGAAAGAUCAGGCACCAAAAUCACAAUACUUCCACGCAGCCAAGUCUCAAUACGUUUCCACCAGCGUCGAAAAGCCGUCCAGUACAUUUCAACAAACAGCAUAUUCCCCAUCGCAGCCGGUUGAAAAACAUCAAAGAAAAUGGUUUCAUUUACGUCGCAAAGCUCGUCCUGCACCAUCAGUAAAAGCAGCAUACGACAGCAACAACGAGCUUACUGCUCAUACGCAUGCUGUUCCACCAAAAUUAGUCGAGCCAAAGACAGCGGCUGUCGCCAACACAACCACUACAAUGUGUACAUCGCUGCCCACAAGUCAAACCAUACCCGAUGUUGCGGCGGUUCUCAUGAGACACAACUCGAAAAAACGACGAAGCCGCACACACACCGACAGUCUUUAUAGUUUAGCGACGCUCGCUCAGUCAGGUAAAAUAUGUCAACAACAAAACUCCGAACCGAACGUACCCGACGCUGUAGCGAAUACAACCAUCGCUCCUGAGCCCUGGUCAAAAUCGAGUGAAAAAGCAGACACACAGGCACACAUGAAAACAGCCAUUCAUUUGAAUGAGAAAAACGACGCUUCAAUCCCGACUAGUGCAUUUAUAGAUCAAGAACUUCGCGAUCAUAUGUUGCUCACUUCUGAGCUAACGUCCGUGGAGGAAGGAGUGGACGGCGCCAUGUCAGCACCAGUAUCUGGUUUUCAGAUGCGGUUUUUGUCUAUUUUGGGAAAAUUACCGGGUUGGAAGCGAAGUGAGUGUGUGGACCGGCGUUCUCGUACGAACACCACGACAAAAGCGUCGAUGAGAAAUGAUGGAUCAUUGGAUGCCAACGAUGAGGCUGAAAGUCUAAGCGAUCAUAAAAAUCAAAAACUCAAUGCCGGGUUUGAGCAGUUUUCGAUGUCGCCGGUUGGAAACGGUGCUGGUAGCAAUAAGGGUGUUCGAAGACUGUCACAAAUGCGACGUCGGCGCAGUUCAUACUACUUCUCUGAGAAUGAACGCAGAAUUCGAGCCAACGACCGAGAAUUUAAUGCACAAUUCAAAUACGCCGACAAUUUCAUCAAAACAUCUAAAUAUACACUGCUGACGUUUUUGCCAUUCAAUCUGCUCGAACAAUUUCAACGUCUUGCCAAUUUCUAUUUCCUGUGCUUAUUGGUGCUGCAGCUCAUACCAGCGAUAUCGUCAUUAACCCCCGUUACCACCGCCAUACCGUUAAUUGGCGUAUUAACAUUGACAGCCGUUAAAGAUGCCUAUGAUGACAUUCAACGCCAUCUGUCGGAUUCCCAGGUGAAUAAUAGAAGAUCGAAAACGCUGAGGAACGGUCAAUUAAUCGAUGCGAAAUGGUCAGGAGUUCAGGUUGGCGAUGUGAUACGUCUGGAGAACAACCAAUUUGUGGCAGCCGAUAUCCUCCUGCUGACAACAUCCGAACCGAAUGGCUUGUGUUUCAUCGAAACUGCCGAAUUGGAUGGCGAAACGAAUUUAAAAUGUAAGCAAUGCUUGCCAGAGAUCACUGAAUUGGGUCAGCGGCACGAUCUUCUGUGGAACUUUAAUGGUGAAAUCAUCUGCGAGCGACCCAAUAACUUGCUGAACAAGUUCGAGGGCACACUCAUAUGGCGAAACCAGAGAUACGCGCUUGACAAUGAGAAAAUCCUACUUAGAGGCUGUGUACUACGCAAUACGCAAUGGUGCUACGGUGUUGUCAUAUUUGCGGGCAAGGACACAAAACUAAUGCAGAACUCGGGCAAAACACAAUUCAAAAGCACUGGCGUUGAUAGACUGUUAAAUUUUAUAAUAAUCGGGAUAGUACUUUUUCUACUCUCUAUAUGUGCGUUCUUCACUUUGGCCUGUGCCAUUUGGGAAAGCUUUAUUGGUCAGCAUUUUCAGGUAUACUUACCAUGGGAGAACAUCAUACCCAAAAAUGUUGCACAAGGCUCCACCGUUAUUGGUCUGUUGGUUUUCUUUUCCUAUGCAAUCGUCUUAAAUACUGUUGUGCCAAUAUCUCUCUACGUUUCAGUAGAGGUUAUACGUUUCGCGCAAUCAUUUCUCAUCAAUUGGGAUGAGGAAAUGUACUAUGAACGCUCGAAAACUCAUGCCAAAGCUCGUACCACCACACUCAACGAGGAGUUGGGGCAAAUACAAUAUAUAUUUUCGGAUAAAACUGGCACACUAACACAAAAUAUAAUGACAUUCAACAAAUGCAGUAUUAACGGUCGCACCUACGGCGACGUGUUUGACCUUCGUACGGGUGAAGUUAUCGAGGUCACAGACAAGCAAAAAUAUGUACAGAAUUGCAACAUUAAAUUGAGUGGCAACAAUGCCAGCAACAAAAGCACACCGGCACCAACAAUACUAUUGCACAGCGCCGAAGUACAUCCGAAGAGCACAAUUAUGGUCUCCAGUCCCGCGGAGGGUGGCACUGCUGAUACCUCCAUAGCACCACCAAGCUUAACAACAACACCCAAAGAAAUCCCAUUGCCCAUCGCUACAACAACGACCACUCAAGCUGCUGUGGUGAAUCCAUUGGAUGAUGACGCCACACCGUCUCCAACGAACAACCAGCGUCAUGUCCAGUACGACGAGAGUUCCAUUGGCACGACAGCCACGGAAACGAAUACGCACCAGUCACCAACAUGCGAAAUACGAGGCCCGUUCUCCACGCUGUCCAAUUCAGGCGAUAAAGCUCUUGAACCGGUUGACUUUUCGGCGAACCCGGAAUUCGAGCCAGACUUUCGUUGGUACGACAGGACACUGCUAGAUGCAGUCCGUUCUGACGAGGAGCAUUCGCAAAAUUUUUUCCGCCUACUCGCGCUUUGUCACACCGUGAUGCCCGAGUAUGUGGAGGGGCGGCUAGAAUACCAAGCGCAAAGUCCCGACGAGGCAGCUUUGGUGUCGGCAGCGCGAAACUUCGGUUUCGUGUUCCGUUCACGAACGCCGAAUAGUAUAACCAUAGAAGUGAAAGGAAACCGAGAGGAGUAUGAGCUUCUGAAUAUUAUAGACUUUAAUAACAUCCGCAAGCGUAUGUCGGUGAUAUUGAGACGAGGUGAUGACAUUAUACUCUACUGCAAAGGUGCUGACAAUGUGAUUUAUGAUAGAUUAAGUACUAGUCAAAACGAUAUUAAGGCGCGUACCCAGGAUCAUUUGAAUAAAUUCGCUGGCGAAGGUUUACGAACGCUGGUACUCGCCGAAAGACAUCUUGACGAAGCCUACUACAUGGAUUGGUCGCAGCGUCAACAAAUAGCGGCAGUUUCCCUCGAUGCGCGCGAAGAGAAGCUUAACGCCAUGUACGAGGAGAUCGAAAGUGACUUGAUACUUGUCGGUGUGACGGCGAUCGAAGACAAAUUACAGGAUGGUGUACCUCAAACGAUAGCCAACCUACAAAUGGCCGGUAUAAAAAUUUGGGUACUGACCGGUGACAAACAAGAAACGGCUAUAAAUAUUGGCUACUCCUGUCAAUUAUUAACCGAUGAAUUAGCCGACGUCUUCAUCGUGGACGGCAGUUCACUGGAGGAAGUCAACAAACAAUUGCGCCAAUUCCGUGAAUCGGUCCGAAUUCUCAAUCGAUUUAGACCAACGCCGCUGGAGCCGACAGUUAACUUGAAUCUGAAUUUAAAUGGUGCGAAUAGUGCCGAUCGGAACUCAUCUGUGAUGUAUGGCACUGGGUUGCGUACGCGGACCUCGCCACCGCCAGCGCCAGCGAUAUCGGUGGUUACCUUUAGGUGGGAUGAUGACAAAAUUAAGCAUAAUAAGGGCGAACCGGACAGCGCCGAAUGCAAUGAACUGUAUGACAAUAUUGAGAAGGGUGAAGACGGUGCGAGUGCGUUGCAUCCGGAUGAAAUCAUUGAGGAGAAUACAGGAUUCGCUAUUGUUGUGAAUGGACAUUCGCUUGUCUACUGCCUCUCCCCGGAAUUGGAAUCAAAAUUCCUGGAUGUGGCUUCACAGUGCAAGGCCGUUAUUUGCUGCCGCGUUACGCCUCUGCAAAAAGCCUUGGUGGUGGAGUUGAUCAAGCGCGCGAAGAAUGCCGUAACACUGGCCAUCGGCGAUGGUGCCAAUGACGUUUCAAUGAUAAAAGCUGCUCACAUAGGCGUUGGCAUCUCGGGCCAAGAGGGCUUGCAAGCGGUGCUGGCCAGCGACUAUUCGAUAGCGCAGUUCCGUUACUUGGAGCGUCUUCUGCUCGUCCAUGGCCGUUGGUCAUACUAUCGCAUGUGUAAAUUCUUGCGGUAUUUUUUCUAUAAGAAUUUUGCAUUUACUUUGUGCCACUGCUGGUAUUCGUUCUUUUGUGGCUUUAGCGCCCAGACGGUGUUCGACCCAAUGUUCAUAUCAGUAUACAAUUUGUUCUAUACCUCACUGCCGGUGCUAGCUUUGGGUGUAUUCGAGCAAGAUGUCUCCGACAAACACAGCAUAGAAUAUCCAAAGUUAUAUACACCCGGACUGAAAAGUCAACUGUUUAACACGCGCGAAUUCGUUUACAGUGUUCUUCAUGGUGCCUUCAGUUCGCUCAUAUUAUUCUUAAUACCAUACGGCACUUAUAAGGAUGGAAUCUCGCCAAAUGGACUCAUACUGAGCGAUCACAUGACCUUGGGCGCGGUUGUUGCCACCAUUCUCAUAAUCGAUAACACAGCACAGAUAGGCUUGUAUACUUCAUAUUGGACGAUAUUUAAUCACAUCACUAUCUGGGGUAGCUUGGUAUGCUUUUUCGUCUUGGACUACUUUUAUAAUUAUGUCUUCGGUGGCCCCUAUGUGGGCUCACUGGCGAUGGCCAUGAAGGAUUUGACCUUCUGGGCGACAAUGGUAAUAACCGUUAUUGUGAUAAUGGCUCCUGUGUUGGCCUAUAAAUUCUAUCUAAUCGAUGUACACCCAAGUCUAGCUGAUAAGAUACGUCUGAAAUGUCGCGUGAGCACACGCCAGUCACGGCAGAGUAACAUGGUAAUGCGAACACCUUCGGCGAGAAAGGCACGACGAUCAUUGCGCUCUGGUUACGCGUUUGCGCAUCAGGAAGGCUUUGGUCGACUUAUUACUUCGGGCAAGAUUAUGCGAAAAUUACCACAGGAUUUCGCCUUUCCAUUGGGCUUAGGCAGUAAAAAGUUGCAACCGCAAACGAUGGAUGGUAAUGACGGACGAAAUAAUCAAAACAAUAAUAAUAGCACCCGAAGUAACAAAAAUUCGUCGACAGGAUAUCUCAACGACACCGACGCUGAGAGCGCAGCUGGGGGUGGGAGCAGCAAUGGCGCUCAUAGCGACGAAAACGUAAGCCCUCGUGCUCCUUGCCAAGACUUAGAUACAAUUAAUCUUUAAGUUAAUUAUCGUAUGUAUGUAUGUGUAGCGUAAAGAGAGUGAAUAUUGAACGAUUGGCAAACAUCGACAGUUCAAUCCAUAUGACACCAAAAGAAUAAACCAAAAAGCAAAAUAAAAUUGCACAUUGCAAAGGAAAAGAGGAACUUGAAUUAUUACAAUCAAGGCACAAGCGGAAAGUUUUAACAAAAAUGCUGUAGCAAUUAGUUCAUAAUUAUUUAAGGACUCUACAAUCAACUAGAAAUCCCAAGAACGUUUAUAGUCAUAGAAUUAUGUUAACAAUGUACGAUCAGGUGAUUGUGUUUAAUUAUCUACUAUUUGUAAAUAUUUUGAUAAACUAAACAAAUAGAAAAAAUAACUGUAUUAUGAAAGCUGUAAGGCGGAAGAUAAGAAAUACAAAAUUUAUGAAAUAUUUAAAAGCUUUAAUCCUUAGUAAACAGCUUUAAUGAGAUCUAAAUAAGUAAUUUAAUCCUUUAAUGCAGAAAUAAUAUUUUCAUUCAUUCACCUAUGUUCAUAUGCAUGUGCGUACGUAAUAAAGCAGUUCUUCAAAGUGGCUUAGUCCCAAGGUGAAUGUACGAAAUUCUUCUUAUCUCUCAAAAUAUAAAAAUGUUGGAAUUUUUACAAUUAUAUUAAUGCAUAGAAUAUGUGAACAAGAAUCUCAAAAGCCAGAGGCUAGAGAAGAGUGGCCGCGAUACUUAUACAAACUCAAAGAUACUGCAUACCUAGAAGAACUCACAAUAAUAGGCAAACUCAUAAAAAGAAAAAUGUAUAAAUUCACAAAUUUUUAACAAUUUCUUGAAGAUACUUAGAUUUUCAACUAUUUGAUAUGAGCAUAGAUCUAAAAUUGUGCUGUAGUAUAUACACUAUUUACACACUUAAUUACUUUAUAAAACACAUUUUCUAUAAUGCUUAUUUAAUAAGAGACGUCAAUAAAUAAGACAAACAUGUUUAUACUUUUUUAUUAAUUUCAUGCUUUAAAAGAUCUUUGUAAUAUACUAUAAUCUCUAUAUCGUCACCUGAAAUGCAAAAUAACGUAUCAUCAAAAAAUUCGAAAUUGAGUGUCUUAUUGAUUACGCUUCACUACUUCAAAUUAUAUACGUAAUAUUAAAUAUGUUCAACAGUUUCUGGUUCUGCGGUCAUAUAUAAACCAGUUUUAACCAAUAUUAAUAUUUCGUUUCACUCAUGUUCCAUUUUAUUCAGUGUUUCAUUCAUGCCACUGUAAAUUUCUGAAAAUGUUGUUACGUUAAUUUGCAUUUCAGGUGACGAUAUACUACAUUCUCUACAUACACUUACACGAAAGUAUCAAAAACUAAGAGGUUUUAUGUACAUACAUAUGCGUAUUUCUGGACACAAAUAUAAUUACCCAAUUAGUCAUUUUGCAAGAUAUGAUUUUUUCAAUGGACCUAAUAAAUAUAAUGUCUGCUGUCGUCGCUCUCGUUACAUCCUCUGUAUAUGGCAUCGGCUGACCACCAUUUAAGCUGGUCCCAUCCGGACAAUAAACCUCCACAAAACUUCGAAUGAAAUGAAAACUUUUACGAAAUAUAUUUUAGCAAAUCUGUUAAGACAUGUUCCAUAAAACAUUAUUAUUUUCAAUUGGAUUUGUCGUUAAUAUUCCCGUGCCUGUCAAUUUAUUUCAAAUUUUUAAAUAAGGAAAAUUUUAAUGUCAAAUUUAUUGGGAUUUGCUAUAAUUCUCUGUAUUAUGUUGUUCAACGCAAAGAUUGAGACGAAGAGAAGGAAUAUUGGUAAAGGAACGAUGACGAAAUCGAAAUAAGAGUGAAUUAAGAUACCAAUCUUAACGUAAAAAGUUAAUAUUGCUUCAGUAUAUGUAUCUGAGCAUAACAUAAAUUGUUUUAGGUGGUGUUUCCUUUCAAAUAUUUUUUGUUAUAAAACUGGAACUUUUGAUUUUUCCAACAACACAAUUGACUUGCACCUUUGCAAUAAAAACAACAGCAAAAAUUCUUAUUUUACAUGUAAACUUCCAAAUAUGGACGCUGAGAAGGUUACCAAGUGUAUAUCAAAAGUUCACUUUUUAGACAAUAAUGAAAGCUUUUUGGACAACGUUCUUUUAAUUAUUUUCUUUUUAAAAGUGUACAAAAAUUAAUAUCUAAGAGAAAAUGUAUUUUUCUUAUCCAUAAUACAGAAUAAGAUAUAUGCAUACAUUUAAAUUUUUAAAUAAAGGGGUAGUACCGCUAAACGAUUUUACACUAUCUAAAUAUAUGUAAAGCUAAUUUCGCAAUAGAAUAAAUCUAAAAAUACAUAAUUUAAGACACAACUUUUUUUCUUUACAACAACACUGCAGUAUCUAUUGAAAUUUUAGUUAAACAAAAUACUUACUUUUAAAAUUGUACUUCUAAGUUAACUGCUCACGAAAAAGACGACCAAUGUUUCAUUGAAAUAAGUAUUACUAAUCAAAUAAAGUGGAAUGCAUGUAUCAUUGAGAAUUCGCUAAUUUGCUGCAAGACCGGCAUAAUUCAAAAAACGUGAUUUUUGAGUUAAUGCUGCAGAAUUGUUCGUUAUAUCAUACUUCAUGUUGAGUGAAAAAUUCAUAUGAAUACCUCUUAUAUGCUCCGCUUAAGAAGAGGUGUAAGGUUGGAGUCACCGUAUAAGGUUGUAGUAAGUUGAAAACUUUAAACGCGUUUUCUGGAGAAUCGAUUUUUUUGACUUAUGCCGGUCUUGCAGCAAAUGAGCGAAUUGAAAUUAUCCGUGGUGAGUUGUUACCUAAACAUACAAAGCAUUGUGAUUAAUUACAACUUUUUUUAUAUAAAACUAAAACAUCUGACGAGUAGUUUUAAAUCUUGCCCGCUCCCUUUACUUAGCACGUCAAUGUACAAUGACGUCCGAUUCGUAUACAAAAAAUAGCAAGUGUACUUAUGUCCGUAUGUAAGGUAGUGCUUAUAGUAGGUUUACUCAUAUAUACUACACACAUUCAGCGUUAGAUGCUUUUUAAUUGGCAAUUUAUCAUUGUAGGUGUAGUACACAGCGUACUCUUAGCGUUGAGUAUUGUAGAGACGCAUGCGCUCCGUUAUCAUUGUUGUACCUAUUCAAAACGUAUUUAUAAGGCGCUAAAGUUUUGAACAUUGAUGCUGACCACUGUUUUUAAUAAAGAAAAUUGUAUUUUUACAUAUACUAAA
Bactrocera dorsalis (oriental fruit fly) is the source of this 9235-nucleotide messenger RNA. It is a transcript of the gene ATP8B, whose product is annotated as phospholipid-transporting ATPase ID. The coding region runs from base 675 to 6107 and encodes 1810 amino acids. Gene Ontology annotation, cellular component: plasma membrane. Gene Ontology annotation, biological process: phospholipid translocation; Golgi organization. NCBI's taxonomy places the organism in Eukaryota, Metazoa, Arthropoda, Insecta, Diptera, Tephritidae. The transcript is spliced from 23 exons. Gene Ontology annotation, molecular function: ATP binding; ATP hydrolysis activity; magnesium ion binding. The record is from RefSeq and is a predicted model, not a curated record.